UACAUAUCAUAGUAGUUAAAACUUAUAGAAUAUACUGAAGGCAAUUGAUAGAGAAAAAAAAAAGAAAAAAAAAACUUAAAUAACUGUGUCUGGAAUCCUUAUCGUUAUCGUUUCGAGGAAUAUCAGAAUUUAGGGAAAAACAUAAUUAACUGUAUAAUCUGUGAUAGCAAUGGUGAGAAAUAUAUUGAAUUUCUGCUGUCUUUCUGUCAUCAUCCUGUUGGCAUCACAUUAUUCCUGUUACCACAAGCUCCACAAACCUGACUAUCAAUUUAAUUUGGACCCUGCAGGAAAUGCAAUUGAAGGCUAUGUUGAUUCUGGAGUAAAAGAAGGAUCAAAGGUUUUGGUUAAACGUUUUGAAGGCCACCAGUUCUUAGAAGACGGAGAGGUUGUGAAAUACCUACAAGUAAAAGUUAGAACAGGAAUUGCUACAGGGGAUGAAGAAUACGUAGUAGAAUACACUAACGCAUUCAGGGUAGAUGAGAAGGGUUAUAUCAUAGUGAAUAACACUGAAACAUUCGACCACACACAGGCUAUUGAGUUUUAUGUUGUCAUGUUCAGACUUGGUGAUGUAGUUUCUAAUCCAGUACCGUUUAUUGUUAGUGUCCUUUAGACAUUAAAACCAUUCUUAAAUCAUAA
This is a messenger RNA of Mytilus californianus (California mussel), 636 nucleotides long. RefSeq lists its product as uncharacterized. The record is from RefSeq and is a predicted model, not a curated record. Lineage: Eukaryota; Metazoa; Mollusca; Bivalvia; Mytilida; Mytilidae. The transcript has 5 exons. The coding region runs from base 170 to 610 and encodes 146 amino acids.